AAUAAAUAGGCAGCUGAGGGUUCUGGGAGCAAGAGAGGGAGGGUUGAGGAGCACGUGGAAGCUUUCAGCUGGCAGAGAUCCUUGACCUGCCAAGAUGCCAGUCGUGCACGAGCAUGGUGAGAGGAUGAAGAGGUUCAAGAACAAGGGCAAGGACACUGCAACCCUGCGCAGGCAGCGGGUGGAGGUGAACAUUGAGCUGCGGAAGGCCAAGAAGGAUGAGCAGAUCCUGAAGCGCAGGAGCAUUUCCAUUGUCUCUCUGGAGAAGAGCCCCUCACCAGAAGAGAAAAAUGUGAUUGUUCCACUGUCUUUGGAGGAAAUAGUGGAAGCUGUGAAUGGGAGCAAUACUUCGCUCCAGCUGCAGGCAACACAGGCAACCAGGAGGAUCCUGUCCAGGCAGAAGGACCCCCCUCUCAAUCAAAUCAUUGAGCUGGGGAUCAUCCCUAGGCUGGUUGAGUUCCUGUCCCGUGCUGACAAUGCUGCUCUGCAGUUUGAAGCAGCCUGGGCACUGACCAACAUCGCGUCUGGCACCUCGGAGCACACCAGGGCGGUGGUGGAAGGAGGGGCCAUCCCUGCCUUCAUCUCCCUCCUGUCCUCCCCCCACAUGCACAUCAGUGAGCAGUCCGUGUGGGCACUGGGCAACAUUGCAGGCGAUGGUCCUCUGUACAGAGAUGCUCUUAUCAAUUGCAAUGUGAUUCCUCCCUUGCUGGCUCUGGUGUCUCCUGUAACUCCAGUUGGGUUCCUGAGGAACAUCACAUGGACUCUGUCAAACCUCUGCAGGAAUAAGAACCCACACCCGCCCCUGGAGGCGGUGAGGCAGCUGCUGCCCGUCAUCACCUGCCUGCUGGAGCAUGAGGACAAGGAUGUCGUCUCUGACUCCUGCUGGGCUGUGUCCUACCUGACCGAUGGCUCCAAUGACCGCAUCCAGAUUGUGGUGGAUACAGGGAUUCUGCCACGGCUGGUGGAGCUCAUGGGCAGCCCUGAGAUGAUCGUCAUGACUCCAGCUCUGCGUGCCAUUGGGAAUGUGGUUACAGGGACUGAUGAGCAGACCCAGGCAGCUAUUGAUGCUGGUGUCCUGGCUGUCCUGCCCCUUCUCCUGCGACACACGAAGCCAGCUAUACAGAAGGAGGCAGCGUGGGCACUCAGCAACAUUGCAGCUGGGCCCUGCCAGCAGAUCCAGCAGCUCAUCACCUGCGGACUGUUGCCACCUCUGGUGGAGCUGCUUGAUAAGGGCGAUUUCAAGGCCCAGAAGGAGGCGGUGUGGGCAGUGGCCAACAUGACAACUGGUGGCACUGUGGAGCAGGUGGUAGAGCUCGUCCGCUCUGGGGUCCUCAAGCCUCUGCUCAACCUGCUUUUGUCCAAAGACAGCAAAACUAUCCUGGUCAUCCUGGAUUCCAUUUCAAAUCUCUUCCUGGCAGCUGAGAAGCUGGGAGAGACAGAGAGGCUGUGCCUGUUGGUAGAAGAACUUGAUGGUCUGGAAAAAAUUGAAGCCUUGCAAACCCACGACAACAACAUGGUCUACCGAGCUGCUCUGAAUAUCAUAGAGAAGUACUUUUCUGGUGAGGAGACUCCUGAUCUGCAGCCUGGGACCGAUGAGGAUGGGCUGUAUAACUUCUCAGUGGAGAAGCGAGACUUCAACUUCUGAAGAGGAAGCAUUGCACAGCUCCAACUUGGUGGGUGAAAGCUGGGUGUCCUGACCAAGAGGAGCAGACGUGUAUAGUCCUUUUACAUUUGAAACUUAUCAAUAAAUUGCACUUGUGGAUUUGUA
This is a messenger RNA of Meleagris gallopavo (turkey), 1765 nucleotides long. RefSeq names its product karyopherin subunit alpha 7 (gene KPNA7). Gene Ontology annotation, cellular component: cytoplasm. The record is from RefSeq and is a predicted model, not a curated record. Gene Ontology annotation, biological process: protein import into nucleus. Gene Ontology annotation, molecular function: nuclear import signal receptor activity; protein binding. NCBI's taxonomy places the organism in Eukaryota, Metazoa, Chordata, Aves, Galliformes, Phasianidae.